UCCUUCCUCCUCUUCACUGGUGCUGCUAUUCUCGGGCAGACUUCCCUCCCGAUUCUCGCUCUUCUUCCAUGGCGGCUUCGCUUCGUCCUCGUUUCUUCUGCUCACAAGCUGCCCAAAAUUGGUUAUUUUCUGGCUUACAGGAAGGAGCGUUUUCGCAGUCAAUGUGGGUUGUCUCAUAUCGAUGACCUGUUCAAAGUCGGGGAGCUAAGACAACCUAAACCAAUGUUUUCUACCGUGCAAUAUGCCAACUCAACCAAACAUAGUAAUGGGACGUUGUUAAUGGCAAGGGGAUCUGGAGAAUCUACCCAACAAAUAGUGGCAAAAAUAGGUUGGACUCAAGUGACUCUUCAUGAAAAGAGGAAAAAGUUGGCCCUUAGACAAAGUGUGAUUGAACGAGAACCAUCAGUUUCCAAGGAACCCACAGAAAAUCGCGGUCAUAAAUCUACAAGCGAGAGCUCAAAUGGAAUUCCCGGGUUUACCGGUGUCUCUUCUGCUACAGGGUCCCACCGUUUUGCAACCACCACUGUCGCCGUAGAAGCAAACUUUGAUAAAAUUAAGGAAACAUUUGAUGUCGAUAAUAAAGCCCUUUGCGCUAGUGGCUUAUCAUCGAGAAAAGAUUUAGGUGAUGACCUGUUAUCUAAUGAAAGGAAUAAUGUGGGUCUGAAGUCUGCUGCGGCGAGUAGUCAAUUUCUCAGAAAGUCGAAAAUGACUUUGUCUUCCAAUAGCUUAUCCUCGGUUAAAGAAUCGGAGGAACAACGUUUAUUUCAGGGAACAGAAGGUGUAUAUGAGAUGUCUUCUGAGCUUGAUUUUCUUGAUGGUACACAAAUGGAUGAUCAACAAAAACUUCGGAUGAAGCUCUGCAGCAUCUUCGACAAAGUUCUUGUAGUCGAUAAUGUAACCGUUGCUAGGAAAGUUGUGCAUAAGCUUACACAUGAGUACAAGCAUCACGUACAUGCGUGUGAUACUGAGGUGUCCAAUAUUGACGUGAAGCAGGAGACACCUGUAAAUCAUGGAGAGAUAAUAUGCUUCAGUAUUUAUUCCGGCGAAGAAGUGGAUUAUGGUAAUGGGAAAACUUGUAUAUGGGUAGAUGUGCUAGAUGGUGGUGGCAAUGAUAUUUUGGCUGAAUUUGCUCCAUUCUUUGAAGACUCUUCAAUAAAAAAGGUCUGGCACAAUUACAGCUUUGAUAGCCAUGUUAUAGAAAACUAUGGGAUCAAACCUUCUGGGUUCUAUGCUGAUACAAUGCACAUGGCACGAUUAUGGGAUUCUUCGAGACGGACAGUUGGUGGCUAUUCCCUUGAAGCACUAACAAGUAAUCCAGAUGUAAUGUAUGCGAGUGCUAUGGGCCAAGAGGAUGAUCUAAUGGGCAAAAUUUCAAUGAAAACCAUAUUUGGCAGGAGAAAGACAAAGAAAGAUGGGUCACAGGGAAAAACUGUCUCUCUUCCUGCAGUUGAAGAGCUACAAAGAGAAGAAAGGGUUCCAUGGAUAUGUUAUUCGUCUUUAGAUUCCAUGAGUACUUUGAAGCUAUACGAGAGCUUGGAAUCCAAGUUACUACAAAUGCCAUGGAUAAUGGAGGGUGAAUAUGUCGGGAAUAUGCUUCAUUUCUAUAACAACUAUUGGCAGCCUUUUGGCAAACUUCUCGUGCAAAUGGAAACAGAAGGAAUGCUAGUAGACCGUUCUUAUCUUGCAGAGGUGGAGAAGGUGGCUAUUGCUCAACAACAAGUCGCUGCUGAUCGCUUUCGAAAUUGGGUUUCUAAGUACUGUCCUGAUGCUAGGUAUAUGAAUGUAGGGAGUGAUACACAAUUGAGACAACUCCUCUUUGGUGGCAUAUGCAACAGGAAGAAUCAUAAUGAGUUCCUCCCUACAGAGAAAAAGUUCAAAGUCCCAAAUAUUCAUAAUGUGAUUGAAGAAGGAAAGAAGACACCGAAAAAGUUUUGUGACAUUACAUUGCAUAAAAUUGGUGAUACUAUACAAACUGAAUUUUAUACGCCAAGUGGUUGGCCUUCUAUUAGCGGAGUUGCCUUGAAAGCUAUUGCUGGGAAGGUCUCUGCAGAAUAUGAUUUUUCCGGUGAUGCAGCUGAUGCUUCAGAAGAUUUAUUGAUUGAAGAUCCAUUAAACUCAGGAAGAAAAGAUGCUGAUAUUUCUGCUUACGGAACAGCUUAUGCUGCUUUUGGAGGAGGGCAGGAAGGAAUGGAGGCUUGUCAUGCUAUCGCUUCUCUGUGUGAAGUUUGCUCUAUUGAUUCGUUAAUAUCGAACUUCAUUCUUCCUUUGCAGGGAAGUCAUGUGUCUGGGAAGAACGGGCGCAUUCAUUGUUCAUUGAAUAUUAACACAGAAACUGGGCGCUUGUCUGCUAGAAGACCGAAUUUACAGAAUCAACCUGCUUUAGAGAAAGACAGAUAUAAGAUCCGCCAAGCAUUUGUUGCUUCCCCUGGAAACUCGCUAGUUGUUGCUGAUUAUGGACAGCUGGAACUUAGGAUUCUUGCCCACCUUGCUGACUGUAAGAGUAUGAAAGAAGCCUUUGAAGCCGGUGGAGAUUUCCAUUCAAGAACUGCAAUGAAUAUGUAUCCAUACGUCAGGGAAGCUAUCCAACGGAAAGAGGUAAUUCUCGAAUGGCAUCCUCAACCCGGUGAAGAAAAGCCUCCUGUUCCUCUACUCAAGGAUGCUUUUGGUUCUGAAAGAAGGAAAGCAAAAAUGCUCAAUUUUUCUAUUGCAUACGGGAAAACUCCAAUGGGUCUUGCUAAAGACUGGAAGGUUUCUGUUAAAGAAGCAAAGGAAACUGUUGAGUUGUGGUAUAAAGAACGCCAGGAGGUUCUGAGAUGGCAAGAAGCACGGAAGAAAGAAGCUGCAAAACGCGGUUGUGUUCACACCUUGCUAGGGAGAGCUCGCCGCUUCCCUUCAAUGGCUAAUGCUUCUCCCCCUCAAAGGGGUCACAUUGAGCGUGCUGCUAUCAACACGCCAGUGCAGGGAAGCGCGGCUGAUGUUGCCAUGUGUGCCAUGUUGGAAAUAGAUGCAAAUAAUCGCCUAAAAGAGCUCGGUUGGAAGCUUCUUUUGCAGGUUCAUGAUGAAGUGAUACUGGAGGGACCUUCUGAAUCAGCAGAAGAAGCAAAAGCUCUGGUAGUUGAAUGCAUGUCCAAACCUUUUCAUGGUAAAAACAUUCUCACAGUUGAGCUUGCUGUUGAUGCCAAAUGUGCUCAGAACUGGUAUGCUGCCAAAUAAGCACACAUCAAUUUGUUUUUUGGGUCAAUUUUGUUUAUGGUUCCAAAGAACAGUUAAUUCACUCGGGCAGACAGUUAAUUUACUCGGGCAGCUAGUUAAAACUUCAACGAGAUGUGGCAGUUGUUCAAAGUGCUUGAUCUUGGGCCGUUUUUGUGUGUUGGGCCGGGCCUGAGAUUUAACCUAGCAUGGCACUCGGAAAAUCACCGGGUCGAUUUUCCAUUUUGGAUUUUGCUGCCAUGAAAACGAGGUUCGGCAAUUGUAUAGUAUAGUGUGCUGCAGAAGGGAAAGUCGUUUUUAUUUUGUAUAUAUAUAUUAUACUCCGUAGGAAAAUAAGACAGAUUGCUUCUGCAGUUGGUUUGUAAUUUUGUAUGGUAAUGCCUAGUAUGUUAGUAGGACUAGUUCCUUUUCUCUUGUAUACUCCAUCUAACAUACGUUAUUAUGUAACAUUAAACUCGGAUCAUGUGUACUUAAAAAAAGUUCUUAAAUUAGAAGUUGAUCAUUUGACAAAA
This is a messenger RNA of Spinacia oleracea (spinach), 3722 nucleotides long. Its product is annotated as DNA polymerase I A, chloroplastic/mitochondrial. The coding region runs from base 223 to 3213 and encodes 996 amino acids. Gene Ontology annotation, molecular function: DNA binding; 3'-5' exonuclease activity; DNA-directed DNA polymerase activity. The transcript has 15 exons. The record is from RefSeq and is a predicted model, not a curated record. Gene Ontology annotation, biological process: double-strand break repair; DNA-templated DNA replication. Lineage: Eukaryota; Viridiplantae; Streptophyta; Magnoliopsida; Caryophyllales; Amaranthaceae.